AAGUGAGCUAGCAAUGCCGCUCGUCAUUUAAAGAUGGCGGAGUGCUUGGCCGCACGCUUGUCUGCUCAGGAGGAGCAAAUUCGGCUCCUCUCCAGGGAAAUCUCCACCCUCCGUGAUGGACUCAGCACAGGCGUGGCUGCCGCCGGUCUCGCCUCGGGGGUCUCCCCAGAGCUGGAGUGCCUGCGGGCCGAGAACGAGAAGCUCCGCUACCGGCUGCUGCACCUCCGGAGGGGUCUGCGGGCGGAGCUGGAGGUGGAGGCGGAGGAGGGCAACCAGCGACAGGUGAAGUGUGGCAAAGCUGCGGAGAAAACCAGCAGCAAUGAGCAGCGGACAAACAAACCUACGGAGAAAAGGGGGGGCAAACCGGAAACCAAGCCAGGUGACAACAAGAAGGACAAAAAGCAGGAUAAGGUCCGAGGAAACGCAGCCGUGACCGAGCAGAAGUCGUUGCCCGACUACGUCGCACAGCGCCUCAGCCUCUACGAGGAGCUGAAGAGGGAGAGCGACGCCCUGCUGGCAGAGCGAGCCGCUGCCGGCGAGCCAGUCGCCGUGGAGCUGCCGGACGGACGUACGGUGGCGGGAAAGGCGUGGGUCACCACGCCGUACCAGUUGGCCUGUGGCAUCAGCCAGGGCCUCGCCGACAACGCGGUGAUUUCCCGGGUUAACGGGGAGCUCUGGGACCUGGACAGACCCCUCGAGCAGGACUGCUCUCUGGAGAUCUUGCGCUUCGACAAUGAGGACGCUCAGGCUGUGUAUUGGCACUCCAGUGCUCACAUCCUGGGGGAGGCAAUGGAGAGCUUUUAUGGCGGCUGUUUGUGUUACGGACCCCCGAUUGAGAAUGGCUUCUACUACGACAUGUUCCUGGAUGGGCAGAAGGGGGUCUCCAGCACCGAGUUCGGGGACCUGGAGACUCUGUGCAAGGCCGUUGUGAAGGAAAAACAGCCCUUCGAGAGGCUGGAAAUCAGCAAGCAGACCCUGCUGAAGAUGUUCAAGUACAACAAGUUCAAGUGCCGCAUCCUGAAUGAGAAAGUCAGCACCCCCACCACUACAGUCUACAGAUGUGGGCCCUUGAUCGACCUGUGCAGAGGUCCCCAUGUCAGGCACACCGGCAAGAUCAAAGCCAUGAAGAUCUACAAGAACUCCUCCACCUACUGGGAGGGCCGCUCCGACAUGGAGACCCUGCAGAGGAUCUACGGGAUUUCCUUCCCCGACUCCAAGAUGCUGAAGGAGUGGGAACGUUUUCAAGAGGAGGCCAAGAACAGAGACCAUCGCAAGAUUGGCAAAGAACAGGAGCUGUUCUUCUUCCAUGACCUGAGCCCUGGGAGUUGUUUCUUCAUGCCGCGCGGAGCCCACAUCUACAACACACUCACCGAGUUCAUCAGGGAGGAGUAUUGGAGGAGAGGCUUUCAGGAAGUAGCCUCCCCCAACAUCUUUAACAGCAAACUGUGGGAGACAUCUGGCCACUGGCAACACUACAGCGAGAACAUGUUCUCCUUCCCUGUGGAGGGCGACAUCUUUGCGCUCAAGCCCAUGAACUGCCCUGGGCACUGUCUGAUGUUCAGUCACAGGCCCCGCUCGUGGAGGGAGCUCCCCUUGAGGCUGGCGGAUUUCGGGGUCCUCCACAGAAACGAGCUGUCGGGAACGCUGACCGGGCUGACCAGAGUGCGCCGCUUCCAGCAGGACGACGCUCACAUCUUCUGCACCAUGGACCAGAUUGAGUCUGAGAUGAAGGGCUGCCUGGACUUCCUCCGCUGCAUCUACGAUGUGUUCGGCUUCUCCUUCCAGCUGCACCUCUCCACUCGUCCAGAGAAGUACCUGGGCGACAUCGCCGUGUGGAACCGCGCUGAGAAGCAACUGGAGAACAGCCUGAACGAGUUCGGGGAGCCGUGGAAACUCAACCCUGGAGACGGAGCUUUUUACGGACCCAAGAUCGACAUCAAGAUCAAAGACGCAAUCGGACGUUACCACCAGUGCGCAACCAUUCAGCUGGACUUCCAGCUUCCCGUCCGCUUCGACCUGACCUUUGUUGGGAAGGAUGGGGAUGACAAAGCCCGACCAGUCAUCAUCCAUCGCGCCAUCCUGGGCUCUGUGGAGAGGAUGAUCGCCAUUCUCACAGAGAACUACGCAGGCAAAUGGCCUCUCUGGCUGUCGCCCCGUCAGGUGAUGUUGGUGCCCAUCAACCCGUCCUGUGAGGAUUACGCCAAGAAGGUGUGUAAGCAGUUUACUGAAGCUGGUUUCAUGGCAGACGCUGACCUGGACUCCAGCUGUUUGCUCAACAAGAAAAUCCGUAAUGCUCAGUUGGCCCAAUAUAACUUCAUUCUAGUGGUCGGGGAGAAGGAGAAGAUGACCAACGGCGUCAACGUGCGCACGCGGGACAACAAAGUCCACGGCGAGCUGUCGGCCUCCGAGGUGCUGGCUCGCCUGAGCCUGCUCAAACGAAGCCGAUGUCCCAACGCGGAGGAGGAGUUCUGAUGGAGACAGAAAAGGAUGGACCGGUCCCCACGGCGUCAGAAUGCCUCUGCUACAGUCUGAAGAGCAGUCGAGGGACAAGUGAUUGGCACAUGUAGAGCCGCUACAGGGAAGGCGUGGAGAAGGAAUAAUAGGAAGGGAAACUGAAGAGCUGAAUGUGACGAGUGGCCCGUCGAGAUGUUCAUGUGUGAAGGGUAUAAAGGACAAGUUUUGUGUGGGUGUUAUUAUAAUGAUGUUUAAGUACGUUCAUCUGAAGGGCAGUUGCUUUAUAAGGAAACGAUAUGAUUUAAAUGAAGGUAAUGUGAAUUUGGCUUUGAUUUUUCACAAUGGAAUAAAAUUAAUUGAAUGAAGCAAACUGGCUUGAUU
Pungitius pungitius (ninespine stickleback) is the source of this 2835-nucleotide messenger RNA. RefSeq names its product threonyl-tRNA synthetase 3 (gene tars3). The record is from RefSeq and is a predicted model, not a curated record. The transcript has 19 exons. Gene Ontology annotation, cellular component: cytoplasm. Gene Ontology annotation, molecular function: threonine-tRNA ligase activity; ATP binding. Gene Ontology annotation, biological process: threonyl-tRNA aminoacylation. Lineage: Eukaryota; Metazoa; Chordata; Actinopteri; Perciformes; Gasterosteidae. The coding region runs from base 34 to 2472 and encodes 812 amino acids.